Messenger RNA from Drosophila navojoa, 2916 nucleotides. RefSeq names its product RAB3 GTPase activating protein subunit 1 (gene Rab3GAP1). The record is from RefSeq and is a predicted model, not a curated record. Gene Ontology annotation, molecular function: GTPase activator activity. NCBI's taxonomy places the organism in Eukaryota, Metazoa, Arthropoda, Insecta, Diptera, Drosophilidae. Gene Ontology annotation, biological process: positive regulation of GTPase activity.
AUGGCCGAGGAAAUAGACGAUAAUGAUUUCUAUCGCGAAAACUUCAGCGCCGACUCGGAUUGGGAGGUGUUCAAUGUGCAGCUAGGCGAGCUUCUACAGAAAUGGGAUGUGGCCGUGGAUAUGGGCGCUCCACUGCAGCCGGAGGAGCUCUUCCAUUGCAAAUGGCACGUGGAGACAGAGCGGCUGGACAUGUUGCGAAAUAGCAUUGCAGUAGAUUAUUACGAAGCGCAAACAAGUGAGAAGGGAUCGCCAACUGCAGAGAGCGAGCCAGGCAGCGGCUGCUUGCAGCGCACGAAUUGCCAUCACGACUUGAUGAGCAAUUUGAACACCUUCGGUCCGCCCAUACGCAGUUCCAGUGAGCUGCAUACGCUGGCUAGGAUCUAUGGACUGCGCCGCUUUGUGCUGCUACAUCCGGUUCAGGCGUCUGGCAAUUACAUGAAGUCCACCUCUGAGUUCAAUUUCUUCUUGAGCGCCGCUGCUGUGGUGGCCGCUGAGGUGUCCAGCGUGGUGCCAAUCUUUGUGCAGAUCCAUGAUCCCAAAUGGAAUUUCUAUACAGGAGUCGCUAUGGCGCCCGCUCUGCGCACUAAUUUUCGACUUAUUGGACUUGAGCAGGCGCCGCAAGAGUGCCGUUAUUUGUCGGGUCUGCUCACCCUCUUCCACGACAAGCUGCCCUCGGCGUAUACUCAGGAGGCGAGGGUAUCGGUGCGUAUGACCUACACGCUGGACGCAGUUCGCAUACGCAUGCCAUUGUAUGUGCCGUUCAAUCAUGGCCUCGGCUCGGAGGACAUUGCCAUCGAUGGCGAUGUGGAGCGUCUGGAUGUGCAGCAUUUCUAUGCGUUGCCACAUGGCUAUGCCCCGGAGUCGUCGACCGAGAGCUAUCUGGUCUACACCUGGCCAGAGCUGUUGGAGAGCGUAACCUUUGACAGCGAACAGCGCACGGAUUUCGUGCCCUCGAAAGCGCCAUUGGGAAAGAUCUAUUUAUCGGUGGAGGCUUUCUCCUAUCUGAGCUUGUGCUUGGCCGAUUAUCAAACUGUGGGCAGGGUCACACGCUCGCUGGAGUCCUAUGUGGGUCGCAAUUUCUCCGGCAUGAGCAGCGGCGCCGAGCGCACAAAUCCAUUGGAUAAACUGACCGAGCACAAGUUGAGCGGCAGAAGAGAGCGCAGCUAUGAGCUGCCCUCGCAAGAGUCUCUAACCAAACGUUUGCCAGGUCCCAUGACCGAGAAGGAACUGAUCGAAUUGUUGGCCUAUCUCUUUCCCGAUAUGUAUCCCGAAAUGGCGCUCUUUCCCUAUGCCAAGCAGAGCUUCAAAGAUAAGUUUGAUCCGAUGCGCAUUAAGAGCGCCGUUCCUGAUUCCUUGGUUUGUCGUCUGAGCAGUUUGCUGGCCACCUGUCACGCCCACUUGGGCAGCUUGGAGGGCAUGGCACAACUGUGGGCGGCCUUUACACGCCAGCUUCGUUUAUUUUGGGAUAAUUGCUUAACAGUGCCCGGAAUUGCGCCUGGCUUCCCGGAUACGCGCACCUGUCUGCUGCAUCAGAAGCUGCAGAUGCUCAACGUUUGCGUGGAGCGACGCUUGCAGCGCGAGGCGUUUGGCAAGCGCAAACAACAGCAGACGAAGGUCAGCAACGUCGACGAGCAGGAGGAGGAGGAGGAGGAGGAGGACGAUGGCGAGUUUUAUGAUUGUGAUGAGGCUAUCCCGAGCAGUGGUUCACCAACCAAAGCUGUGUUGAGCCUCAAGCCCGAGGGCCGUUUGAAGCGUUUGGGGCAGGAGCGUUUGCUAGAUGAGACGGAAGAAUAUCUAUAUGUGCCCGAGACACAGGAGCCGGUGCCCAAGACCGAGGAUCAGCUGCAGGACGAUGCGGAGGUAAUGCUGAAACUGGGCCCCGGCUCCGGCUUGAGCACACAAAUGAUGUGCACUUCCCUGCUCUCCGAUAUGGAGGCGUUCAAGGCGGCCAAUCCACGCGGCAGAAUGGAGGACUUUAUACGCUGGUACAGUCCCAAGGACUGGGAGCAGGUGGUGGAUGACAAUGGCGAGAGCAGGCAUCAGCUCAGCGUUCGCAUGACCACCGAGGGCAAUACCUGGCAAAAGGUUUGGGAACAGGCACAACCGGUGCCAGUGGCCAGACAGCGCCGGCUCUUCGAUGAUACGAACGAGGCGCUGAAGGUGCUGCACUAUCUGGAAACGCGCAAUAUGAGCGAGAUCUAUGGCCUGACCAUAAUACCAACGCUGCACACGGCUAUACUUAAGUUGAUUGACAUCUUUAGCAAUGCCCAGGUGCAGGAUAUAUUUGCCAGCCACAUUGAGCAGCUACUAAAUGACUUGUGCCGCCUCUCACGCUCCCAUUCCAAUGAGCUGCCUCAAUUGGAGAGCCUGCUGCAGGAUCUCGCCGAGCUAGAGCGUCGCUUCUAUCAGUUCAAGUGCUUCGAGAGACUCGCUGGCUAUCCGAAGCGCAGCAAUCUGGACGAGAUCAAGCGCCAGUUCGAGGAGAUACUGAUGAACGAGAACUGCUGCACUAUUGUGGAUAAGAAGCGCGGAGCUGCGGGCGAUGUGCUCUGCAGCGGCGGCAGCUUGUAUGAUCUGCUGAGUCCCAAACUGGAGCAGGAUAUCUCGAGUCGAUUGAUCAGCAAGGAUUAUGUUAUACGUUUGGAUGGCGAUGCCAAGUCGAGGGAGAAGGGUCUCUAUCUGGGGCCACAAUUCAUGCGCGCAAUUGUAACGGGCGAGAAGCUCAGACUCUGUGGAGCCUUCACUGAGAGCACAGUAUUUGUCUAGGCGGACGGACGACUCAGCUGACUGAAUGAUAUGCUAUAUACAUAUAUUAUAUAAUUAUACUAUACUACUAUAUAAACAGUCUAAAACAUACUCUCGCUCUCUUAAGGUAACUAAAGUAAUUCGAAGUUAAACUCAUUCAAUAUGAUCUUU